Molecule: messenger RNA, 1852 nt
Organism: Trichechus manatus latirostris (Florida manatee)
Lineage: Eukaryota; Metazoa; Chordata; Mammalia; Sirenia; Trichechidae
Gene: TIMM44
Product: translocase of inner mitochondrial membrane 44
Exons: 13
Coding region: 27-1394 (455 amino acids)
Biological process (GO): protein import into mitochondrial matrix
Cellular component (GO): mitochondrial inner membrane
Molecular function (GO): protein-folding chaperone binding
Source: RefSeq, a predicted model, not a curated record
GGAAAGGUCACAGGGGCUCUUCCAACAUGGCGGCGGCGGCGCUGCGGCAAAGCUGGUGCCGCUGCCCGCGGAGAUGCCUUGGGAAUGGAGUCCAGUUUCUUGCCAGCCACAACCUACUGCCGCUGCCCCACGGAUUGACCUGUCAGAUACGCCGGCCAGGUGGAGAGCUGUCCCUGUCCAAAUCCUAUUCUUCUGGCAACAGAAAAGGCUUCCUGUCCGGCUUGCUAGAUAAUAUCAAACAGGAAUUAGCCAAAAACAAAGAAAUGAAAGAAAGUAUAAAAAAAUUCCGAGACGAGGCCAAGAAGCUGGAAGAGUCAGACGCGCUCCAGGAAGCCCGAAGGAAAUAUAAAACCAUCGAAUCUGAGACCGUCAGGACCAGUGAAGUUAUCAGGAAGAAGCUCGGGGAACUCACAGGCACAGUGAAGGAGAGUCUGGACGAAGUCAGUAGAAGUGACUUUGGCCGGAAAAUCAAGGAGGGUGUGGAGGAAGCAGCCAAGACGGCCAAGCAGUCGGCCGAGUCGGUCUCCAAGGGCGGAGAGAAGCUGGGCAGGACCGCAGCCUUCAAAGCCCUCUCGCAGGGUGUGGAGUCUGUGAGGAAGGAGAUCGACGAGAGUGUCCUGGGGCAGAUGGGGCCCUACCGGAGGCCUGAGCGGCUCAGGAAAAGGACGGAGUUUGCGGGAGAGAAAAUCAAGGAAGAGAAAGUGUUUGAGCCCAAUGAGGAGGCCCUGGGUGUUGUGCUCCACAAGGACUCCAAGUGGUACCAGCAGUGGAAGGAUUUCAAGGACAACAACGUGGUCUUUAAUCGCUUCUUCGAGAUGAAGAUGAAGUACGACGAGAGCGACAACGCGUUCAUCCGCGCGUCCCGGGCGCUCACCGACAAGGUCACAGACCUGCUGGGGGGCCUCUUCUCGAAGACGGAGAUGUCAGAGGUGCUCACGGAGAUCCUGCGGGUGGACCCUGCCUUUGACAAGGACCGCUUCCUGCGGCAGUGUGAGAACGACAUCAUCCCCAACGUCCUGGAGGCCCUGAUUGCUGGAGAGCUCGACAUUCUCAAAGACUGGUGUUAUGAAGCCACCUACAGCCAGCUGGCCCACCCGAUCCAGCAGGCCAAGGCACUAGGCCUCCAGUUCCACUCCCGCAUCCUGGACAUCGACAACAUCGAUCUGGCCAUGGGCAAGAUGAUGGAGCAGGGACCCGUGCUGAUCAUCACCUUCCAGGCCCAGCUGGUGAUGGUGAUCAAGAACCCCAAGGGCGAAGUGGUCGAGGGUGACCCGGACAAAGUGCUGCGCAUGCUAUACGUGUGGGCGCUCUGCCGGGACCAGGAUGAGCUGAACCCCUACGCCGCCUGGCGGCUCCUGGACAUCUCGGCCUCCAGCACGGAGCAGAUCCUCUGAGUGCGGCCCCACCACUGAGGGGCUCUGGGGCUGGACCAGCACACACGAGACAGAUGGGGGGUGGUCAGGUGUCUACCUGCAGCCACUGCAGACAUCUGGGCCAGGACAUUUGCCUCCAACUCGGUCCCUGCCAGGGUGGCUGCAGAACCAGCCAGCAGAGGAGGAGCCAGGCACUAUGGAGGACGCCUGGUGGCUGGACGCUCCCCGCAGCGCCAGCCCCUGCACUCCUUCCCCAGUGGGGGCAGCUGGAAGACUGGCUGGAGGGAGGCACAGAGGACAGUGUCAAGAGGUCCCGGGGUCCAGGGAGCCCCUUGGGGGCAAGGUGGUGGGGCCCAGGCCCUGCCACUCAGGGGCCUGCUGGCCACCUCAGCCAGGCUGUUUUAGUUCUGUAAUUUUUUAACAGUGCCCUUACUUCCUGAACAUGAGUCUGAGAUUUGAAAAUAAAAAUAAAACACCAA